This is a messenger RNA of Diorhabda sublineata, 914 nucleotides long. Its product is annotated as methyltransferase-like 26. The transcript is spliced from 3 exons. The record is from RefSeq and is a predicted model, not a curated record. Bases 198 to 857 code for a protein of 219 amino acids. NCBI's taxonomy places the organism in Eukaryota, Metazoa, Arthropoda, Insecta, Coleoptera, Chrysomelidae.
GCAUGCGAUCGGAAUCAGAUCCGCGAACAAAACUAAAAUAUGUGUCUUUUGGUUAAUUCAUAUUUCAUUGUAUUUUAAAUUUUAAAUAACUAUUAUUUGAUUAAGUUUUUAUCUACAAAUAUGUACUUUUAAACUAUACAUGAUCUUUUCAAAUUCAUAUUACCGAGGAAAUACUGAUUUUGUGGAGAUAUUUUAAGAUGAACUUUAUGAAACAAUAUGCUCCAGAAGCUCUAGUAAAAAUGAGCCAGAAAAUAAACUUUCCGUCAGCUGAUAGAAACAAAGGUCCCAUUUUAGAAGUACUCCAGAAGUUUAUCGAUAAAGAUAAAGAAGGAAAACUUCUGGAAAUAUCUUCAGGAACUGGUCAACAUGCAGCACAUUUCGCCCCCCAUUUUCCCAAACUAACUUUCCAACCGACAGAAAACGAACCAUCGCUAUUGGAUAGUAUUCGAGCUUACGCUGCAGAUAUCCCAACGAAAAAUGUGAAACAUCCGCUUUUAAUCAACGUUGUCGACGAUUGGACAAAAUGGAAUGUGUCCAACGAUUUCGAUUACGCUCUUAACGUGAACAUGAUUCACGUGACGCCGUUUUCUUGUUCGAUAGGACUUUUCAAAAAUGUCAGUGCGGUACUUAAACCAGGAGGGUUGCUUUUUACGUAUGGCGCUUACGCUAACAACGGAGUUCUAGAACCACAAUCAAAUAGAGAUUUUGAUAAAAGUAUAAGACAGAGAGACCCUAAUUGCGGUGUAAGGGAUAUACAGGAUUUGAUUAAAAUUUCAGAACCGUACGGUAUUAAGCUUAACGAGAUAUUCGACAUGCCGGCUAAUAAUAAAUGUUUAAUAUGGCAAAAGUUGAAAUAAUUUUAUGUAUUAAAUUUAAUAUGUAAAUAGAAUAAAGUAUUAUCUUCGGCUCAUGUA